GCCAUGGUGUUCAAGACAUUUUCCUACGAGACAACGGCGAUAAGAUUGACAUCAUGCAGAUGUGUACCAUGAACGCGCAAUACGUUGCAUCCUGGGCGAGCGUACGUGUAGAGCUGGUCAGCGGACUGGCAGUGUUCUUUAUGCUGUUGUUACUUGUUACCAGUCGCGAUAGGAUCGGCACGGGAACAGCAGGCCUUCGGGCGUCCUACAUGAUGACAGCUCUUUCUUCGUUUACCCACUUUCUUUUUUUUCCUUCGAAACAGAAGCAACUAUGGUAUCUGCCGAGCGUGUGGAUGAGUACAGACGUUUGAUCCCCGAGCGGCCAUGGAUAUCGAAUUUCAGACCGGACCCACAGUGGCCAGGGUUAGGAGCAGUGUCCUUCAGAUCUUACUCGACUCGAUACCGGGAAGGGUUGGGCUUGGUCCUCAGGGACGUCAAUCUAGACGUACGCCCUGGUGAGAAAGUGGGAAUCGUAGGUAGAACGGGUUCAGGUAAAUCGACAAUAACUCUUAGCCUUUUCCGCAUUGUUGAGGCGGCUUCAGGCAAGAUUGUUGUGGAUGACGUGGACAUUGCUGAUUUAGGGCUACAGGACCUCCGUUCAAGGAUAACUAUUACAGCACAGGACCCAGUUCUAUUUCAUGGCACUCUACGGUUCAACCUAGAUCCGGCCGGUCAUCACGAUGCUGUUGAGCUCUGGUGGGCACUGGACCAAUCUCACCUUGGCAAUUUCUUCAGACAAUGUGAGGGUCUGGACUUUGAAGUAUCAGAAGGUGGGCUCAACCUUAGUGUGGGACAGAGGCAGCUGGUCUGUCUUGCAAGGGCUCUGUUGAGGAAGACGAAGAUACUUGUCCUUGACGAAGCCACUGCGUCAGUGGACGUGGAGACAGACCUUCUUGUUCAGCGGACGUUGAGAGAUGUGAUGAGUGGGUGUACUGUCUUAACCAUAGCUCAUCGAAUUCACACCGUUCUGACGUCAGACCGUGUUGUUGUCAUGGACCAAGGCCGUAUUGUUGAAGUUGGUAGUCCGGCAGAACUAUUAGCUGAUACAAAGUCGUCCUUUCACGCUUUGGCCCAUGAAGCCGGAGUUGCAUUUCGCGGAGUUAAGGAAUUCGGGUCUUCUUCACGACGCGACAGGAGUGUCGAGUAUUUGCGCGAACUGCGGUAAACAAAAGAUGUGUUAUCGGGUAUAGAAUUUGCUGAAGGAACACUGAUUUAUCGCAAAGUCAGCGCUGUGUCUGUAGACCCUUUUGUUUGCAAACGACACCAGGCAGAUUGACGAGAAUGAACAGGGCCCAUCUUAAAACCACUGCUUGAAACGUCACUGUAACAUUUAACCACCCAUUGUCCAGGUGAACGCCUAAAGAUCCAAGAAGCUGUGACAUCUGUUUAACAUCUUCAGAUAUCCUUGUGAACCUACUCGUCUCCUCCAAGACGGUAAAUCGUACAGCCGAAGGCCCUCGCGAAAUCUCCCACUUCGUUGUUCGUGAAGCAGGUAUGCUUUCUAGCAUUGUAACAUAAGCAAGCUGGACGUGCUUGCAAAGAUGGUGCGACCGGAAGUCAUUUGUGACGAAAGCUGCAGUUCAUGUUUGUAAACACUAAAAGGGUGAAUAUCUGCUUAGCAUUUCAUUAUACGCCUAUGCAUGCUGAGUCCACUUCUGACUGUUGUACAAUUUGUGGAUUUUUUGUGUACACCUGUUGUUAAUGUUUUCAUUUUUUGUUGUGAUCGACCAAUUUUCAGCACUUGAGUUGCGCCAUUUAAAAAAGAAUGUCCUGUUGUGGAUUUUUCCCUUGCGUUUUAUAACGGUUCCGCAAGUUGCUUGAUGUGUACAAAACAGAUAUCGCAAUGUGAUCUUACUAAGGCGCGAUUUCACAUAUUGUUUGCGGCUUCUAUCAUUUGUGUUUGUUGCCUUCUAUAUACAAAACAUCCGGCUUUUAGGGUUAUUGAUACGGUAUGAAAGGGCCGUGUGAUUUUUACGUUCUGUGAACGAUAACUUCAAACUGGAUACGGAAUAAAUAGCUUUUUGCUUUGGAAUUAA
Ixodes scapularis (black-legged tick) is the source of this 2036-nucleotide messenger RNA. RefSeq names its product ATP-binding cassette sub-family C member 3-like. Gene Ontology annotation, molecular function: ATP binding; ATPase-coupled transmembrane transporter activity; ATP hydrolysis activity. Lineage: Eukaryota; Metazoa; Arthropoda; Arachnida; Ixodida; Ixodidae. The record is from RefSeq and is a predicted model, not a curated record. The transcript has a single exon. Gene Ontology annotation, cellular component: membrane. Gene Ontology annotation, biological process: transmembrane transport. Bases 272 to 1165 code for a protein of 297 amino acids.